AGUGAGUAUAAAGAGCAGCACAUUUUGCAAAGUCAACCAUCAGACAGGACAAGAAGUCAAAGGAGCUGACAAGAGUCACAGAAAGAGUGAAAGGAUUUCACAAGUCAUCCACUCAAAGCCUCCAAAGAUGAAGACCUUCAGUGUUGCAGUUGCAGUGGCCGUCGUGCUCACCUUUGUUUGCCUUCAGGAGAGCUCUGCUGUCCCAGUCACUGAAGAGCAAGAGCUGGAGGAGCCAAUGAGCCUUGAACAUGUGGAGAUGCCAGUGGAAACGUGGAAGAUGCCGUAUAACAACAGACUGAAGCGUCAAAGCGGCCCCGCUGACUGUCGCUUUUGCUGCGGUUGCUGUCCUGACAUGCAGGGAUGUGGUGUCUGCUGCAGGUUCUGAGGAUUCUGCACCAGCCUGGAACUUCCACAACAACAACUGAAGAUUAAUUUAUGAAGCUUUUUUGUCUGAAAGCACUUUUACAACUUUCACUUGUACUUGUGGUUCCAAAUAUCUGAGGAUGUUACUGGA
This is a messenger RNA of Chelmon rostratus (copperband butterflyfish), 514 nucleotides long. Its product is annotated as hepcidin-like. NCBI's taxonomy places the organism in Eukaryota, Metazoa, Chordata, Actinopteri, Chaetodontiformes, Chaetodontidae. Gene Ontology annotation, biological process: intracellular iron ion homeostasis; defense response to bacterium. The record is from RefSeq and is a predicted model, not a curated record. The coding region runs from base 128 to 385 and encodes 85 amino acids. Gene Ontology annotation, cellular component: extracellular region. The transcript is spliced from 3 exons.